Messenger RNA from Photinus pyralis (common eastern firefly), 1850 nucleotides. RefSeq names its product phosphatase and actin regulator 1-like. Bases 28 to 1623 code for a protein of 531 amino acids. Lineage: Eukaryota; Metazoa; Arthropoda; Insecta; Coleoptera; Lampyridae. Gene Ontology annotation, molecular function: actin binding. Gene Ontology annotation, biological process: actin cytoskeleton organization. The record is from RefSeq and is a predicted model, not a curated record. The transcript has 8 exons.
ACAUUCGCUUAGUCAAUUUGAAAAGGUAUGAGUGGCGUCGAGUUUUUAGUUAAAACAUUUACACCAAAUGGGCGUCGUCGCCGUCGUCGCGUUGAAGACCAGGAUCGUAAACUUGAACUGCCGGGUUACGGUCAAUGUCGAACCGAAACGGUUGCCCCCUAUUGGAACGCGGCCCCUCCCAUUACACCCCCCGCUGCUUUUUUGCCCCCCGGAUACAAGAAGAAAAGUGUCGAGCCCAAAAAAGAUAAGACUGAUGGCGCGAAGACGCACAAUGGUGCGGUUUCUCCAAAUGGAGAACCACCACCAACUACGAUGUACUCGUCUGGCUGUGGAGGAGAACCAACACCGGCGAAAAUCGAACGCCCCAAUUCUUUAGGACCUGGAAAGCUUACCAGACGGUUACUUUGUUACCAUAGCGAACACUUUGCCGAGGGCCAUUUGGGUCCGCCCGGAAGUACGCCCCCGCCUCAAGAACGAAUCUGUCACCCGCAUCCAUCAACUUUACCUCUACCAAGUAUGCCGCACUCAGGAUUUAUGCUUUCAGAACUACCGGAACCUCCGAUUCCCGUUUCCGAAAUCGGCCCGAUCCCCCCGCCUCCAAUGUUUAGUUCUCCAAGUCCAACACCUCUUAGGCAGCAAACUCCGUUACCCCCCGAAAUGGUAGACUAUGAUUCGGAAGAUCAAGACGACGAACACGACGAUAUCGACGGUGAGGAUGACGACGACCAGUGCUUGUAUAGAAUGCCUCAGCCCGACCCGACUGUCGACACGAGUAGGGUAGAAGAGAUCCCCGCGAAAGAACCACGUUUCAACGCGAUGCCGUUAAAAUCCGCUUUGAAGAAAAAAGGUUACGGCGGUACCCCUCAAAAUACUCCAACCCAAGAAAAUCGACCUCUCACCGUUAAACAUGCCCAAAUUGAUACUUCCAGUUUUAACAGGAGGCCACCUUUGCGGCCUCGGAUUAGGAUCUGUACAAAACCGGUUAAGUUCGCAAUUGGGCUGCCUUGUACCUUGGAGAAUAAGGAGAACGCCAGACCUUACGUAAUCAGGGAAGAUGACGACUCGGGCGACGGUCCCGUUUUAUAUCGCGACGAUGAGGGCAAUUUGUCGGACGAAACUCGUUUGGCUUUGAAAGUUGCGCGAAAAGAAAGCCUUUCGCUGAAAUUGUCCCUAAGACCGGAUAGGCAAGAUUUAAUCAAUAGAAAUAUACUCCAAAUACAGAGCGAGAAUGAGCGGCAAGAGAGCAAGGAGGCGAUCGGCGCUCGACUCAUCAGACGGUUGAGUAUGAGGCCGACUCAGGAGGAAUUAGAGGAACGCAAUAUAUUAAAGAGGCAAAGUCCGGCCGAGGAGAAGAAGCAGAAGGAAGAAAAGAAACGUUUUCUAUUGCGCAAGUUGAGCUUUAGGCCGACGGUUGAGGAACUGAAGGAGAAGAAGAUCAUACGCUUUAACGAUUAUAUAGAAGUAACUCAGGCGCAUGAUUAUGAUCGAAGGGCCGAUAAACCAUGGACGAGGUUAACUCCGAAAGAUAAGGCAGCGAUUAGGAAAGAGCUCAAUGAAUUUAAAAGCUCAGAAAUGGCUGUUCACGAAGACAGUCGUCAUUUAACCAGAUUUCAUAGGCCUUGACAGUUGCAAGGAACAUUAGAAAAAAUAAAGCUACAUACUGUGAUGGGCUUAGUUGUAGAGUUCAAUAUUUCCAUUUUCAUUUUUGAUUGGGUCACGAUACCUGCCAAGUUUAUACACAGAUAUUGUAUACACUUGUUAGUAACUCUGUAAUUGUUUUGUACAUAAUGUGAUUUUUUAUUAUAGGAAGCAAUGGAAAUUACAUAUUUAACUGUAAAUCUUUUAUGUUA